Messenger RNA from Melopsittacus undulatus (budgerigar), 607 nucleotides. It is a transcript of the gene MRPL49, whose product is annotated as mitochondrial ribosomal protein L49. The coding region runs from base 1 to 546 and encodes 181 amino acids. Gene Ontology annotation, biological process: translation. Gene Ontology annotation, molecular function: structural constituent of ribosome. The transcript is spliced from 5 exons. NCBI's taxonomy places the organism in Eukaryota, Metazoa, Chordata, Aves, Psittaciformes, Psittaculidae. The record is from RefSeq and is a predicted model, not a curated record. Gene Ontology annotation, cellular component: mitochondrial large ribosomal subunit; ribosome.
AUGCGCCUCAGGAAAGGGCGUCUCUGCGCCUGCGCGGCUGCGAAGGAGGAGGAAGGAGGUGUUGCCAAGAUGGCGGCGCUGGGCCGGCGGCUGCUGCCGGCGCUCGGGAGGGCCGCGGGGUGCAGGGGGGUGCAGACCCCCCCCGAGCCCCCCCCCUAUGAGGAGUCCUCUGCUGACUUUGCCUUCGUGGAGCGGCUGCUGCCCCCCAGUGUGGUGCCCGACCCCCCCCCGCACCCCUCCUACCCCACCCCCUCGGGAUGGAGCCCCCCCAGAGGCCCCCCCCCAGCCCUGCCCUACUUCAUCCACCGCUCCCGGUACCACAACCUCCCAGUGUAUGAACACCUGGUGAACGGCAACAGGCGCCUCACAGACCUACAACACGUGGAGGGGGACCUGUGGGCGCUGGAGCGGGAGGUGCGGGAGCUGCUGCAGGCACUGGGGGUGCCGGAGCCGGAGGUGCAGGUGAAUGAGGUGACAGGCAGGAUCCGGCUCAAGGGGCACUGGGGAGCGGAGCUGCGGCGCUGGUUGUUGCAGAAGGGCUUCUAGGGGCUCAGGCAGCCCAUAAUAACCCGGAGACAGCCCAUAAUAAAAGCAGAGUGUCAACAAA